Molecule: messenger RNA, 1331 nt
Organism: Amaranthus tricolor (Joseph's coat)
Lineage: Eukaryota; Viridiplantae; Streptophyta; Magnoliopsida; Caryophyllales; Amaranthaceae
Product: short chain aldehyde dehydrogenase 1-like
Exons: 2
Coding region: 170-1081 (303 amino acids)
Source: RefSeq, a predicted model, not a curated record
CACUAAUUCAUUUCCAUUUACCUAAAUUUAUUUACGCUUUCUUCCCUUACUUUCGAAUUGGUUGCUAUAAAUACUUGCCAUUUUAGAUAUUAUUGUGAACGACGAUUUGGGAGCUACUAUUGCUCAAGUUCGCGCUAGGUGCGAUGCAACAGGGAACACAAAGUUCAAGAUGAAUGGAACAUCACCAAUUGCUGCUAUUGAUGGAAAAAGAUUGAAAGGAAAAGUAGCCAUCAUAACUGGUGGAGCAAGUGGCUUUGGAGAGGCCACAGCUAGACUUUUCUUCCAACAUGGUGCCAAAGUCAUAUUAGCUGAUGUUCAAGAUGACAAAGGCCUUUCCAUUUGCUAUGAAAUCAUGUCUUCUGCCACCACCGCCACCAACAACCACCACCACGAUCACAUAGGAUCAAUCUCCUACGUACAUUGCAAUGUCUCCGAUGAAACCGACAUGAAAAACCUCAUUGAUCAAACCAUAACAAACCAUGGUAAACUCGACAUCAUGUACAGCAAUGCUGGCAUAUCCGGAGAUGUCGACUUUACCAUAGCAGGAACAACUAAUGAGAAUUUCAAAAAAGUAUUUGAUGUUAACGUAUUUGGAGGUUUCUUAGCGGCUAAGCAUGCCGCUAGGGUUAUGAUCCCGGAAAAAUCAGGAGUAAUACUCUUCACCGCGAGCUUGGCAUCCAUCAUAGGUGGCCAAUCACCCCAUGCGUACACUAUGUCAAAACAUGCAAUAGUUGGCUUGAUGAAAAAUUUGUGCACAGAAUUAGGGCAAUAUGGUAUCAGAGUGAAUGCGAUUUCUCCUGGCGGUGUUGCUACACCAAUAUUAGUUAACGCGUUAAAAAUGGAUAAAAAGACUAUUGACGAAUUGUUAUGCAAAGCUACAGUUCUCAAAGGGGUGACACCAGAUGUAGAGGAUGUUGCAAAUGCUGCGUUAUAUUUAGCUAGUGAUGAGGCUAAAUAUGUUAGUGGUGUUAAUUUUAUGAUUGAUGGUGGUGCUGGGAUUGCUAACCCUUCUUUUUCCAUGGUGCUACAAAAUUUUCUUGCAUCAAAUGGUUUAACUUUUGAUGGAGCAAAUGUUUGUUAAUUGUUAGUGCAACAUGAUUUAGCCACAUUGAUGGGUUAUUAAUUAAUGGUUUAGGAGCUAGCAUUUGAUGAUUUUUACAAACAAGAAUGUGUGAAAUAAGUAGAAUAUUAUAUUAAUUGGUAUUAUGAAGUGAUUUUACUUUAUGAGCUAAAAGUCAUUUACAGUUAUUUGUUUUUGAAUAUUCAAAAUAUGAGCUUUAUGUUCCACUUUUGUUCAUUCUCGUGAAUAAAAAUCAAAAAAUUAUAAUUUC